Messenger RNA from Cryptotermes secundus, 7025 nucleotides. RefSeq names its product WD repeat-containing protein 63 (gene mmm). Gene Ontology annotation, biological process: inner dynein arm assembly; cilium movement involved in cell motility. The record is from RefSeq and is a predicted model, not a curated record. Lineage: Eukaryota; Metazoa; Arthropoda; Insecta; Blattodea; Kalotermitidae. The coding region runs from base 223 to 3489 and encodes 1088 amino acids. Gene Ontology annotation, molecular function: dynein light chain binding; dynein heavy chain binding. Gene Ontology annotation, cellular component: inner dynein arm. The transcript is spliced from 18 exons.
UGGUUGCCACGGUUGCCACUGUUGCCACCACACGGUGCCGGUAAUCAUCAUUAUCAGGCUGGCAAAAUGGCCAGCAUCGGAUGCAGAAAUCCAAUCGGUUUCUUGUCCUCUCAGAAUCUCUCUUCCCUCAAAUUUCUAUUGGAAAGUUUGUUUUAAGACUUCAACCAUAAGUCUACUAUAGAAACUUCGAAGGAAGAGAAUUCCCCAAAGAAUAAUUUAACCAUGGCUAAGGAGUUAAAAUUUCAAUCCACAGUGACAGCAGAACAACCUAACUCAGAAAUAAAGAAGCGGAAGAGAUCUGAAGCACAAAUUGAGGAGUGGGAAACCAUUAGGCGGCAGAGUACAACUGUUGAAGACAAAGAUCUCAAUAUAGAGGGAGUAAUGCGUCUUACUUUGUCUGUGGAAAUGCAGAGGUUCUUGGGAUGUGUAUUUGGUGAACAUGUUUCGCCAGAAAUGCCAUGGACUAACAUAAAAAAGGAACAACUACAAGCAUAUCUUACUGCAGAGACUGAAAAAUCAGAGAUAUUUGCAGUUAAAGAACCACUAAUGGAAUUUCCAGGUACAGAAAUUUUAGUUGGCUACAUAUGCUCUGCAAAGGAACCAAAUCAAUUUUACAUUUGUACCACUGAAGCUGCCAAGAAGACUGUUCUCGAGAUGAUCAUUAAGGAUGAAGCUGAACAAGAAAGGCGAGUGUCUAGUUAUAUCUACAAAGUUUGCCAGGAAUGGAAUCCUUUGGGUAGUGGAAAGGAAGUUGAGGAUAAUCAACCCAAACAUGCACGACCAUUGUUGGAAAUGCAAACUUGGGCUGCAGCUAGCCAUUUGAAUCAACCAGUAAUGUUCCAGGAUCGCAAUGUAGAUGAUGUACAGGAUGGAUAUGUAAAAUUUGAUCCUAGGAGACAUAAGUAUGUGACAGUGACGAGAAAGAGAACUGACAUAGCUGUUCAGGCAGUUCCUGAAAAGUGCCUUUCAGUAGCACAGACAGAUACACCACUACCGUCAAAUAUAUGGACCCAGUACGAGUUUCAUGCGGAUGCUCAAAAGGAGAUUGAAGAUGAAGAGUUAUCAAGGAGCAUAAAACAGUUCUUACAUGAAAAGUCGCCACAGAUGGCAGAUCUUGUUAGAUACAAUAGUGUAUUUGACCUGUACAAAGUUGAUUAUCCUGAUCUGGUAACAGCUGGACAUGAUGUACAGGUUCCUAAAAAGAUUAUAUACAGUGAAUACCAAUCAUUUAUGGAUGUAAGAAAUUGUAAAGGAAAAGUAAUCUCUGCUGCAGCAUGGCAUCCAAUGUGGACGGGUGUCGUGGCAUGUGCAUACAUUGAUCAUAUGCAAAAUGAUGGCAUUGAGAAUGAUGUAAUUCUGCAGGAUGUUUUUUCAACUAAUCUUGUACUGAUUUGGAGCUUUAUGGAUGCCCUUAAUCCUAAAUUACUACUGAGAAGUCCACGAAAAGUUCAUGCACUGCAGUUCUCUCCAUAUAAUGAGAACCUGAUGGCUGGUGGUUGUAGCAGUGGUCAGGUUCUGGUAUGGGACCUGUGUGAUAAACUGAAGGUUGAGGAAGACAUUUCACUGUCAGAUGACAAGUUAAAAUAUCGUCAUGCACUGCAUGAUCUAAUGGGCUGGACGAGACCUACUACCAGGAAUAGAUUGGUGAACCCAGCUUUGAUAUCCUCCCUUGAGUUCUCCCACAGUAGCAGCAUAAUGGAUAUCAAAUGGCUGUCUCCAUAUUAUGAGAUAUCACACCUUGGAAGGUACCAAGAACUCAAAUCAAAUCAACCAACAUCAUUGCAGUUCCUCACAUGCUCCGAAGAUGGCUCAGUUUUUGUCUGGGACCUUAAUGCACGAGGGAGCAGAAGACCUCCCAAAAUGAAACCAAAAAGAAGAAGAGAGUAUAAAUUUAUGGUUAGACAGAGAGGUGCUUUGUCAUAUAAACAAAUGGCAGUUCUUAAACCGCAUUACAAGUUUGUUGCUGAAAGUCCUUCCUCCAAAGGAUGCCUGCCUCUUUCAGUGAUUGCAGUUGAAGCGUUUCCAUUAAGGUACAUGCUUCAGACACAAACUGGUUUUAGAAGGAAAUUCAAUAUGACAGAGAGGCUUUUAUACAAACCAGAGUUUCAGCAAGUGAAAAGCCUCCCAAAGAGCAAAGUGUACAUUGGAUCUAUGGAAGGUCACGUGAUACAUGCUACGUGGGAAGGCUAUGAAUUCAACCUUGGAGAGGAAAUGAAUUCAGAGACUCUCAAAUUCAAAUCAUGUGGUGAUCAACAUGAUGGUUCAGUAUCAGCAUUAUGCCUCUCACCAUUUAAUAAAAAAUUGAUUCUUACUGUUGGAGGAAGCGUUUUUGGUAUCUGGAGAGAUGGUAUUAAGAAUGUACCAGUCUUGUGGAGAACAUCUUCUGUCAUGUUGACCAGUGGGGCUUGGUCAUUAUUCCGUCCUAGUAUGUUUUACAUCGCACGUGUAGAUGGUGCCAUUGAAGUUUGGGAUUUUCUUGUACAGAGCAACAAGCCAGUACUGGUCCAGAGCAUCUCGGGAAGUGCAUUAACUGGUAUAUAUCCCAGCAGACUUGGACCAGUGCAGAAUAUUAUAGGUGUCUCUGACAUAACUGGUAACUUCCGGAUUUUCUUUGUGCCUCAGGAACAUAUGAAAAGUGAUCCAAGAAAUAAAGAAGCAGUGACAGAGUUCUUCCAUCGAGAGACAGAAUGCAGACAUUUUGCACAAGAGAGGCAGGACAAAUGGAAGGCAUGUAAUGCUGAUUUGCUACAGGUGAAGAAAAUGGAUAUUCAAGCAGCAAUGAAAAAGAGAGAAGCUGAAAAAAAGGCAAAGGAGAGGCUUGAAAGGGAGAAAAGGAUACAGGAGGAGAAAGAACUACAAAUGGGGAAACUCAAAGAAGAAAAAGACCACAUGAAAGAGGAAAAGGCAAUGAAACGCUGGAAUUUGGAACAAGAGAAGUACCUGACUGAUGUUCUUUUGGAGAAGAAGAAGUUGGAUGAAUCAGCUCUAAUGGACAAGAAAGUUCCACUUGAUAAGUUCCAGGAGGAUGAGAGACAAAAAAGAUUAAAGCAGGAGGAGAGGAUGAAGCAACAGGAUAAAUUGACAGAAAGAAUAUCUUUAAUGUUUCCAGAAAUUAUUAGAGAAACCGUUAAAGCAGAUACAAAUAUGGAAAUGGUGCUCAAAGAAUUAGAGGAAACUGUAAAUAUAUUUGUUGAACAUUACAAAGAGAACGAAGAAAAGGCUUUGAUGUUCAAGACAAACAAUACAUUUGAAUAUCAGGUGAACUGGAAGGAGCUACUUGCAGAAGGUAAAAAUCGACGUCAUGUAAUAGAUGUGGAACUUUAUAGAAACACCGGUAGAAUUGACAGAUACCAUAAAGCAAAACAGGAGCUUAAAGAAAAAUUAGACUCACUCCAAGGAAAAAAAGGAGAAUAUGGGAAACAAGGGCCAUCAAGAAGAGGUGAUUUACAGCUGAAGAAGUUAUCACAUCUUGGGAGAAGAGAGAAGUAGAAUUUGGUGAUUUAGGAAACAAGGAAACACUGGUUAGUCAUUUCUUAAUAGAAGAAUAGUUGAAAGAUAGAAAUAGAUUUGACUUACUAAGUAAUUAAUGCAAUAACAUGAUGUUGCAGAAGUAACAGGUUCUAAUAACACAUGGAAUGAAGAGAGCAUUCUGAUAUUUUGUUACCAGGCAGCAGCCUUCUCUGAAACAUCUGAAAGCAUUAAGUAACUGUGCUCUUUUUUAGAACUUAAAUUAUGUGGAAGACUCUAUUACCCAUUGGAACCUAACUCAUUACAUCCAUUGAAUGACACAAAAUUCAUUCUAGCAGCAGUGGCUAUAUGUAUGUCAAGAAAUGAGUGUAUAUGUAAUAUGUUUAAUUCAAGAUGUUUGUUCAAGUAAACCCAGAAUGUUUGUUCUCCUUCCUCGUGUAACUACAGCCCAUCUUCCUCACAUAACAUGUCUAAUCACCUCCCUCCUGAGCAAUGUUCAAUGUUAUGUAGGCCAUACUAAAGGUCAUGAAAACAUUUACUCUAUUUUAAAGCAAAAGUACAUGUACACAAACAUAUACCAUCUUGAGAUCUUGAGUUACUAGAGUUAUCCCAUCACUGUUCCACGAAACGAGACUGAGGUAUUUCUGCCAGCACUGCAUGAGCUGGCAUAUGUCACUGGGGUAGAAGUAUGUUUCAAUACUUCGCAGCCAUGUACAUUCUCUUUGCCAGUCUACCUUGUCACUUUUGUAAUGCUGGCUCUUCAUGUGAUCUUAAGGUCUCGAACAGAUGGAUAGUCUGAAGGUGCCAAGCCCAGACUGUGGGAAGGAUGUGGGAGCACUUCCCAGCCACGUCACUCUUCUCUAAUGUCAAGUGUACACUAUGAGAGCUUGCAUUAUGAUAUUGAAGAAUGAUGUCUUUUCACUAGAUGCUUGUCUCUAAGUGGACAUUACAAUGAAGAGCAAAUUGCAUUGAUAAUUCCUUUUCUGGGCAUGAAUGAACCAAUAUGCAUGCCUCAGCAUCCCAGGGAACAUUUUUCAUAAGUUUUCCAGGCAAGGGUGUGGUUCUGGCCUCUUCCUCCUUUGGAGAUGCAGCAUGAUGCCAUUCCAUUCUCUCUUGGGUUUUUUUUUGGGGGGGGGUUAAAAUGAAGGAACCACCUUUUGUCUCUAGCCAUGAAGUUCAGUGGGAAGUCAUCAGUCACCCUUAGCAGCAUAUUAUUAUUUAAGUAACUGCAAUGACACAUCCAUGCAUGCCCUUUUGUGCUCCUCUACCAGCAGUCAGGAGAAACCAAUGACAACAUACUCACCAGCAUUCUGAAGUCUUUACCAUUUCCUUCUAAGCUGCAAUACAAUUUGCCUACCCAUCACCCUUCAGUCUUCAUGAUGAGUACAUCAACUUUCUGUUUACCACAUUCCAUGGUGGAAAUUCUUGGAUGACUGCAGCAAGGCAGAUCAGUAAUGUUCCCACUGCCAAGUUAAAAGUGUUCUGCUCAGUGGCACACAUUGUUGGCAUACAGUCAGGAAUCUUCAUACAAAUUUCAAAGACAAUCAAAGAUAUUUGCUGUAGAAUUGCUCUCCAUUUUGUGAAAUUCAGCCACAGCAUGCUGGCAAAAUUUAAAUCAUUUACUGCCAUUUUGUUUCAGUGGGGUACUGAUAAACAUUGGUAUGUGGGCUGUCCCUGUAUAUCACACUGGAGAAAACAGAUGCAGCUAUCAGCCAUAUAAUAAAACAUACAUACAUAAACUGAUGCUUUUAAUUACUUCUGGUAUGUCUUGCAUUGAUUUUUAAUAUCAUUUGUGCAUUCAUAGAUCAGCCAUUGACAUUUCAAAGAGUACAUGUAUGUGUUAUUCCCUGCAAAAUACUUAUACAAUUAUUGAACUAAGAAGUUGAUAGAGUUGGAUUUGAGGUUCUCACUGCGGUGGUUAUGAGGUCUCUUAUCUUCCAGCAUAUAAUGCCAGGUAGUCUGUUGGAAGCCAACCAACCUUUUGGAGGAACAGGUCGCCUCCAAUUUCAUAGUUUAAGGAUAAGCCAAGCAAGAAACCAACAUGGAGCAGAUAAUGAAUGAAUGUAUAAGGGGUGGGCCUUCUCGGCCCUUGCACCACAACCUACAGUGGUCUAUUGUGCUUUGGAGCAGAUAAUGCUGCUUGGCGAUUUUGUUUGUUGCCUUUGACAAUGCUGAACUAAGUAACAAGAUGGUGUCAUAUACAAUGGGUCCGUCAUCAAAACUUUACUCUUCUGAUGCUUUUAUUGCUGUGGAGAGUUGGCCUUGCUGAAAGAUUGAAUAGUGAGAUCUUGUGCUGUACAAAGGACUAUGGAGUGUUACUGGAAGACAAUAAGAACGACUUGAAUGUCACAUGAUUCUCUGUUGAAGCAGUCUUCCAGCUGGAUAAUUUCCAUAACAAGCAAAAUGUCCAAUUUUUGGUCUUAGAGAUUCCAAGGCUUACAGUUGCUAGCUCUCUGCAUCCAGAGUUACAGUAUGGUAUGCAUUAUCAAGCAUCAGAAUAUUUGAUCCCACGUUCAUUGAUGGUACAGUCACUUCUGAUGUGUACCUCGGUCUAGUGAGCAGUGAAUUUGUCUUGUCAGACUUCACAGUAGUAAUGCACAACUGUGCUUUCUUCAUGACAUUUUCAAACAGAGAUGCUUGUUGUAUUACUAUCUUGCAGUAUUUGAGGAAGGGCUUUCAUGGCCAUUAACCUCACCAGACUUAAACCUUUGUGAUUAUUUUCUGUGAUUAUAUUUGAAGGACAGGGUGUUUCAGAAACAUCUGUACUCAGUUCAAAAAUGUGCAAUCAGAGAAUGAAGCCAUUUUUAUAGAAAAUGUAACCAAGAUUCUGAACUUUUUGUUCUUCAUUUGCAAGAAUUUUCAAUUUUGAGGAGCAUCACAUGGAACAUGUGUGUCACAAACAAAUGUUUUCAAAGUUUCACACAAUUUCAUUCAAUAACAAAUAAAUUUUAAAAUGUCAUAUGAUAAAAAUACAUCUGUACAGUUUCUCUGCAGCCAUUACUCAAGUGGUUACAGAUUUAAUGCUGUUCCAUUUUCUUUGAUAAUUUUCAUCCACUCUCCUCAAUACAACUAAACUAUGCUGCACUUUUGAUGAUUAAUUGCCAGUUCCCUAGUGCAGGAGCCUGUGUUCAAUCCCACGUCAUGUCAUGUUGGAUCUGUGAUGGACAAAAUGGCAUGGGGGCAAGUUUUCUCUAAAUACUAUAUUUCCUCUGCCAAAUCUUUUUCCACCAACUGUUCCACAUUCAUUAAACUUCCUUUCACUGCAUAAUCUCUAUAAUGACAAUGUUCUAAAAUAACCAGCUACAUAAAUAAUAACCACAACAAGCAACAAAGAUGCCAGCAACUAUUGGGCUAUAAUUUUAUAUUCACUAAAUAUGGACGAAUUCAUGUCAGUGAAUAUAAAAUCAAGUGUAAUGGGUGCUAAAUUGGAAGGGAGCCUCAAGCUGAAGUUCUGGUUAUCAUACAGUCUGUAUCAAUGUAUAAAUUCAGCAAGUUGGAUGUAUGAAUGAACCAACAAAACAUACAUAUGAGUAUUUUGUAACAAAGUUGUGUAGCCC